AUGCAUGUGGUCCUUACUAUUCUUGUGCUGCUAAUGGAUGUUACUGGAUACUUCCAAUCGGACGGCCGAGCCAUCAUGGUCGAACCGCCACACAGGUCGAGUUUGUGGCGAUUCCGCUACCCGACCCAUGUCAACUCAGAGGACGACCUACUGAACUGUGGAGGAUUUGACGUACAAUGGUUACAAAAUGGCGGACGUUGUGGAGUGUGCGGGGACCCGGCCUCUGGUCCACAGCAACACGAUGACAACGGUCACUACGCUAGCGGUAUCACAGUCCGGUCCUACAAUCAAGGAGGUUCCGUAAACGUCACAGUCGAGGUGCUAAGUAAUCUACUAGGUUAUUUUGAAUUUCGACUUUGUCCUCGUAAUAGUACCAGCUUCAAACUAACACAGGAGUGUUUCGAGCAAAACGUGUUGUGGAUUGAGGAGUCUUGGAGUACUCGGUUCUACGUGGGCAGUCGUGGCGGCAUCUAUGAUCUCCACGUGAAGUUACCCUCCAAUAUUGCCUGUAGCCAUUGUGUGUUUCAGUGGAAAUACAGUACAGGUUACAGGAUGGGAGGUAUUAAUCGAUGUGAGUGUAUGGGAUGUGGGAAACAGGAGCAGAUCUACAACUGUGCUGAUGUGGCGAUCACCCCUAACCCAGGUACAGCCACCUCACAGCCGUUUGGAUUCAUACCAGUUAAACCUAGUCCUACAUUUCUAUCGUCGCCCGAGAACCAAUCCUAUAUAUUCCGACAAAGACUACGGGAACAUCUUCCUGUGUUUCCCUGGCCUAACGGUCUACUUAUUCCACAUAACAUGAUGGAGCCAUCCUCUACUCUCGGUAGAUAUGAUAGCUCUGAAAACGGACAUAGAGAAAAUGGCGUCCAUACUGGUGUGAUCAACAGAAUGUUGUUAGAUGAAUUAAACAAUAAUACCCCUUUACCAGAUAUAAAGGGUAUCGACUUAAGUCGCUUUCUUCCUGGUAUCCUGCCAUCCAUUAACUUUACUGCUACCUUUAGUCCUCAGCAACGAGGAAAUUUUACCGAAACGACAUCCUUAAACCGUGUUAUCCAAUCCAAAACACGACAUCUAAUGAAAUCCACGCCAUCUGGUGUUUACAUGUCAUCUACCACUACUCCAGCAAGUCCAGUCCUGGACUUUAGGAAGUGGAACUUUACAGAAUAUUCCGCAAAGUCAUCACAAAACGACACUAGUCCCACAGACAAGAUCAAUAACACAGGCUACACAUCCGGGGACUCUAUCUUAUAUCCCCUCUUUACACCAACUCAAAAGAUUCCUACACUUCCUCCGAGAAAUACAACAUGUGAUGUUAUGUCGCCGACUUUUAGAUGUAAAGGAAUUGGGCAGCAUUCUGACACACCUGAUAUAGAAAACUGGUGUUUGGUGAACUGCAGGGCAGGAAACUGUGUAAAGGACAUAUGUUUGUGUGGUUGUGGAACCCUCCAUGACCCACAACGUCAUUUCUGUCACGGUGUUGGGGUGUUCGCAAGUAUACCGGGGAUGAACACGUGGUGCAGAACUGUAUGUGUCAAACAGAGAUGUCCUGCUAACAUCUGUGAUGUCAAAACCUGUCUCACAUAG
Messenger RNA from Ylistrum balloti, 1584 nucleotides. RefSeq lists its product as uncharacterized. The transcript has 3 exons. NCBI's taxonomy places the organism in Eukaryota, Metazoa, Mollusca, Bivalvia, Pectinida, Pectinidae. The record is from RefSeq and is a predicted model, not a curated record. The coding region runs from base 1 to 1584 and encodes 527 amino acids.